Messenger RNA from Penicillium maclennaniae, 432 nucleotides. RefSeq names its product serine palmitoyltransferase small subunit family protein. Lineage: Eukaryota; Fungi; Ascomycota; Eurotiomycetes; Eurotiales; Aspergillaceae. The record is from RefSeq and is a predicted model, not a curated record. The transcript has a single exon. The coding region runs from base 1 to 432 and encodes 143 amino acids.
AUGACGACCGAAAUGCAAUCCUUCUAUACCCCAUCGACCUCUCACAUGUCGCGAGCACCGGCGGCCAUGGACCAUCUCCUCAGCAAAUACUCGUCGACCAUGGGCUCAAGUGCGACACGGCGCAUCCCGCGGCGCAACCCUUUCCAGCGCGUGCUCGACCGCAUCCAGCUCGAGUACUAUCGCUAUGAGGUCACUUUUGGCAUCUAUGUGAUGACUCCCAACGAGAAGAUGGUGGCCAAUGCCUUUGUGCUCAUCACCUUGGCUCUGUUCUUCUGGGCACUGCUAUACCUCCCAUCGUUGCUAUACAAAAAGGCGGGUGGCCUGAUUUGGCUACUGACGGGCCACACCGGUCACGAAGUAUGCACUGCGCUGAGUACCCUCGACCAAUAUGAGGAAUCUUUCUCAUCUGCAGCUGAAAGCGCUUUCGCGUGA